Molecule: messenger RNA, 288 nt
Organism: Echinococcus granulosus
Lineage: Eukaryota; Metazoa; Platyhelminthes; Cestoda; Cyclophyllidea; Taeniidae
Exons: 2
Coding region: 1-288 (95 amino acids)
Source: RefSeq, a predicted model, not a curated record
AUGCAGAAUCUGAUUAGAGCGCAGACUCAGUUUGAUUGGAUAAUCGAGUUAACACGAGGAGGAUUCUCAUUCUUCGCGAGUCGACACUGCGUCUCUCCGCCUUUUCCACCGCCUCCUCCUCCCUCCGACCUCAACGCUCAGCUUAAUUCCCACUUCCCAGAAGAGAGCGCCUUUAACAACAGCGAGGAUGAGAAUGAGGAUGUGGCUGAAGCAUUAGGUGAAGUUGCAGUAAGGGGGAUUAGAUGUCGUCCUUCCCUCUCCCUCCUCUCUUCAUCCUUGACAAAGUAG